GGCCUUCUAGUGGGGCUAGAAGCACAUUGAUUCCAAAGAAACUAGAGAAAAUUCAAACCAAUGCUUCAAGGAACAAGAACCUGAACCUGACCUAUUCUGGGCUGAAAGCCCAGACGGGUACAGCUUCAAGUGAGCUAGCUUUCAAGGAUUAUGAAACAAUGCAAAGGAUCAAGCCAUUGAACUACUGGAAUACAAAAAGAAACAGUUUGAAUAAAAUGAAUCGGCUGAAUACCUACAGUAGUUUGGGUAGGAAUCAAAGGCUAAAGUAUAAAAUGAAGGAAUUUUCUAAGGAAUCUUUCCAAAAGAGGCAUAGCAAGCGUCACGGAAGUCUUGGGAAGUCAUCCCCAACUCUUCCUGUGAAGACUGUCAUGUCUACACUUUGCUUGAAGAAAGGCCCCAAGAAAGUUAGCCGAGCUAAAAACUACCUGCAUGGUAUCCUACAAGCACAUCCAAAGGAGCAUGAAGAAGCUGCUCAGCUGAAAGUUAACUUUCCAAUUCCAGAGAUAAAUAUUGAGCCUCGAAAGGAUGACAGCGGGGAGAAGGGUAUCCAAUUCUGGUUCAAACGAGGCAAAGAAAUCAGUGAAAAGGAAGCAAUAGAGCCAGCCAUGGACGCUUACAUUCAGGGUCUGAUGGUAGAUGGCUCUCAUUGGCAAAGUUACCAUAACCUGGGCUGCUGUGCCAAGGACUUAGGAAAGAACCUGACUUCUAUGAGAUACUUUGAAGCUGCCCAUAAGAUCAACCCUUCAGGAGUAUUCACCAUUUACGCACUAGUCAUCAUGGAGCUUAGAUUGGGGAAUCUGAAUAUGUCAAUGAAAUAUAUCCAGAAGUUAAAAAUAUAAUUCAUGAGAAAAGUGAUGAAUUUCAUUUCCACUCCAAAAUGAGUCGCAAAACUCCGGAUGUUUGAGAUAUUAUCAGAAAGUCUCAGCAAGGUAAAACAAACUCACUGGAUGAAGAACAGUGGACUAAUUUGAUCUAUUUUGAAGCACUCUGUAGGAAGAUCAACGGUGAUCUGACUCAAGCUAACGACUUGUACCAUAAAUUUGCAGAAAAAGUUAAAAUUAAAGAAAAAGCUUUAGUCGUUAAAUAUACCAUUGGGUUACUGCUCAUUCCUACACUUGAGGAGAGAUCUGAGGUAUCUACUUUUGUUGAGAACCUAAAUGAUAUACUGGAUUUGUAUAAUAUCAGUAACGAGAGCUCUAAAAUUAAUCACUUUAUGUCACUGAUCCCGAGACUCUAAACAAGCCAUCUCCGAAUUCUCUCAAGAAGCGAGAUAAAAGUAAGAAGCAGAGCUCUAUGGUCAAGCAGAGGGCAAUAAAUUUUGAGGACUCUAAAUGUAGGGAAUUACUUCCAAAGAUCUUAAGGAGUCAGCCCCUUUCCAUCCUGAACUCAAUGGAACUGAGGGUUUUCACCAACGAUGUGGUUUUUACUGAGAAUAAAAAGGUCUACAUCAUUAUUUAUGGAGAUGUUAUCCUCAAAAAAUUUGAAUACAGCACCUUUCCUAAUAAAAUAAUGGCCUUGCUUAAACGAGGAGAUGUCAUUGGGUCGAAAUACGAGCCACAAACUACAACUUUUGAUAGCUGGGCGAUAGCCCGAGCUCCAACACUAGUAGCUGUAUUCUCAAGAGAGAGAUUCUCUCAAGUAUGGGAUAGCUAUCAGACCAAAGUGAGGCUGGUGCUCCAACCUCAUCUGAAGUGCAAUGAGUUGCUAAAGCACUGCUCUGAGCUGACUCUGUUUCAUAUUUACAAUUGAAUGCAAGUCGUUAACUUCCCGAAGGGAAGUUUAGUAUUGCCCCAAUCCAAAUAAAUCUAAAUUUAACACAACCUUCAAGGUGUUUUAUGACGAAUUUAAGCGGAAAAGAAUAGGAAUGAAGAAAUGGGAGAACCAAGGGCUACAAUCUCAAGCCUGUGCUUCUCCAUUGUUCUGGACAUUACCUGCUCAACCGAAGGAAUUUGAGAGUAAUACCCCUGUUAAAAGAUUUAUUGGUCAUAAAGAUACCACAGAGGAGAAAUUUGAGCAGCAUAUUUUUGAUCAAGAGCCAGAAGGGAUUUAUAUCAUCCAGGAAGGAACAUGAAAGAUUCUCAGUGCUCAUCCAUCCAGCUGUGAAGAUGGGAUCAAGCCUUUUAGCCUCAAAACUUUGAUCAAAGGGGACUUCUUUGGAGAGUCAGAGAUUUUCAAAAUUCCUGAUUUGUCCUAUUACGGGCAUAUUUAUGUGUCUCAAGGCAAGCUUUGUAUUGCUAAUUUGUAGAAUCUGACUGAAAGAUUAUAUUCAUUAGUUAUAAUGACUUUCCAAAAUGUGACUAUAUGAAUAGAAUGGAUACCUGAGCCUUUGAAAGUUUGAUUUACCCAGCUAAAAGCCAGAAUACCUCAUCUAAACUAAAGGUACUAACACAAGAAUGUUUUCGAGAAAAAGGAAGACCAGAGAGGAAAUUUACGGAGCCCCAAGUAACCCAAGGUUCAUGCUCUUUCAAGUCUUCCAGACAGCAUAACACAUUUAGUAGAAUCCCUCUGUAUGAACUGGAGGAGAUAAGGAACAGAUUCAUUGGGAAGAAUUCAGAAUAUCUCAGUCGGAACAACGUACUUGAGUAUUGAUUGAGACUGAUUAUUAAGAAGUAGUAAUAUUCAAUUUCACAAAAA
Molecule: messenger RNA, 2634 nt
Organism: Moneuplotes crassus
Lineage: Eukaryota; Ciliophora; Spirotrichea; Euplotida; Euplotidae
Source: the annotation of a GenBank genome assembly